UUUGAUCAAAGCGUUUCGAUGCAUAGCUCUAUGCGUAGUUUAGCACUCGUUUUAUACAAAAAUAUCAAUCCUUUUUAAAACCACAUGUCAAGCAAUUCCAAAACUUUGACACUCACCAAACAAGGGAAAAAUUCGAAUUCUAACACCAUGAGCUCAACGAAAUCUUUUAAAGAAGUUGCAUCUUCAUCAAAUUCUAAUUUGACAACCUCCUCUAACAUCGGUAAUUCAUCUCAUCAAAAACACCAAAAAUUGACUAAAGAAGAGGAAAUAUUAUUGCAAGAUUUUAGUCGCAAUGUCAGCACAAAAUCAUCGGCUCUCUUUUAUGGUAAUGGCAUGAUCAUAACCGCCAUUCCCGCUUGGAUUUUUUGGAGAAUAUAUCCUGUCGAACCAACCAUGCCAUUGCUAAUGAUGCUUUUCGUUAUUUUGACUCUUCCGGCAACCUUCCUGAUGGCUUAUGCCUAUAAAAACGUUAAGUUUGUCCUUAAGCACAAGUUCGCUCAGAAAAGAGAAGAAGCCGUAACCAGAGAAGUUACUAGUUCUCUCACUUUUGGUAGUUCUGCGGCUAAAGAUAAUUCAUCUGUCGCCGUCACCAAUAAUUUAGACGAUGUUUCUCCAAAUAACAUGGGCCUAGCCAACGCUAUAAACACCAAGAAAAUGAUAUCAAGAAAAGACAGAGACGAGCGAAUAUUAUGGAAAAAAAACGAGGUUUCCGAUUAUGAAGCUACGACUUAUUCCAUAUUUUACAACAAUUCCCUCUUUCUCUUGUGUUUCUUAGUUUGCUCCUGCCUUCUAUUGGCCUCUACCCACCCGCCAAUCAAUUACGCCUUGUCAAUGAUCAUUGCUAGCGGACUAACAGCCCUAUUCUCAACCGGUACUUCAUAAAUUAACGAUGAGCCUAAAACAAGAUAAAAAUCAACUUGAAUAUAGGCAUUUAAUGAAUUACCAAGCCUCAUGAUUUAUGUAUUCCUUUACCUAUUUUUUUCGUCAAUAUUUUGAUUUAUAUUAAAGGUAUAUGUCGAUCUUCAUUAUAUUCCAUUUUACUGAUUACCUUUUUUUAUUUAUUGGAUAAUUAUAUUUCC
Gordionus sp. m RMFG-2023 is the source of this 1079-nucleotide messenger RNA. RefSeq names its product translocon-associated protein subunit gamma-like. The transcript has 5 exons. The record is from RefSeq and is a predicted model, not a curated record. Gene Ontology annotation, cellular component: membrane; endoplasmic reticulum. Gene Ontology annotation, biological process: SRP-dependent cotranslational protein targeting to membrane. Bases 85 to 882 code for a protein of 265 amino acids. Lineage: Eukaryota; Metazoa; Nematomorpha; Gordioida; Chordodea; Parachordodidae.